This is a messenger RNA of Drosophila ficusphila, 4166 nucleotides long. RefSeq lists its product as uncharacterized. Gene Ontology annotation, molecular function: potassium ion leak channel activity. NCBI's taxonomy places the organism in Eukaryota, Metazoa, Arthropoda, Insecta, Diptera, Drosophilidae. Gene Ontology annotation, cellular component: membrane. The record is from RefSeq and is a predicted model, not a curated record. Gene Ontology annotation, biological process: stabilization of membrane potential; potassium ion transmembrane transport.
UCCAACGAGGCGCUUGGCUGCGACUCUGGGCAAUCCUCUAUCCAAUAUCCAAUAUCCAAUAGCCGACAUCCGAAACUCGACUCCAAUCUGAACUGGCGUAACGGUCUUUUGAAUAAUUGAGGCAGUGCGUGCCGAACUCGAUGCAAAUUGAUUGCCAUUCGUAUUGCUCAUACGCCGCGUGGCCCGGCACAAAGGAAGCGAAAAUCGAAAUCGCAAUAGCAAUAGAAAUAGAAAUAGAAAUAGAAAUGGAAAUUGUUGCAUGCUCUCGGCGGCGCAAUUGUUGAUUGAUAUUUGUUGGUGCAGUGAGUGUGUGUCAGUGCGAUUUGUGUGCCAUUCGCCUCGAAUGCUUUUUUGAUUAAAGCUCGCGCGUGAAUAGUUUUCCAUGCAGUCGGAAAAUCUCUUUGGCCGCCCAAGCCCGCUAAUUGCUCAAUGGUGUUAGCUCUGUUCCGGCUCUCCGAAUCGAGGGGCACUCCGCUCGCAAACAAUUGAAUUCCGCCGAGAAACGAAGCGAACCUCUCACCGCGAACGCCGAAAGCUCACUGAGCAGCUCUUUUUGCCCAGCGUGUCUGGCGCUAUUUGCCGGAAUAAAAACAAAGAAAGAUACGGCUCGAAACGAAAACAAACUGCGAAAACACAAGACGGCGAGUCGAGAGUGUUUGGGAGCUGGCCAUUAGACUUGACAUAAGCCAAGGCACUACAGGCUGCACUUCGGCGAGGAGGGAGCGGGCAAACUGGCACAACAACUUUAAAAGUACAAACGGCUGGGCGGAGGAGGGUUCCACGGAGUGCGCAGACCGGGAACAAUGCUAAACGCCACGUCAGCAACAUUGGCAGCAACAGCAGCAACAACAUCUGAGGCAGCAACAUCAUCAGCCAGCAGCAACAGUAGCAACUGCGGCAACAACAGGAACUGCAACAAAAACGAGUCAACGACAGCUUAAAACAUAAUACGCUUGCUGAAGGCAACAGGCGGACAGACGACAGAAGACAGGCGACAGACAGGCGGGAAGGCACAAAGAUAUAGGGGCGAUAUAGGGCCGACAUAGAGGACAAAGCGGCAUUGCGAACGAUGAGGAAUCGCUGUUGCAAUUAGUGAGCCAGGGGUUCCGAAGCCAUGAAUCAGGGGCUCUGCCGCCAGCGGGAACGGAAGUGCUUGCUGCAGGGCGAAGGCAACGGGAACGGGAACACGGAAACGGAAACGAAAACUAAAACGAAAACGAAAGCGGAAGCGAGAGCGUAACCGGAAACGGAAACGGAAACAGAUACGGAAACAAGACGCGGAGGGAGGGGAGCAGCAGGUGGCCACUAAAUGCCAUUGAGCGCAGAGCGAUCAUGUCCGACGUUGAGCAGGCGAUCAAGGCCAAGCAGCGGGAGCCCCAGCCGGAGCUCUCCCACGACGACGAGGCGGCGGCGGAGGUCGGAGCGGCGGAAGCCGGAGGAUCGGAGGUGGGGGCCCGGACCACCGCCUCGCUGACCGCCAAGCCGGGCAGCGGAACCCGGCGCUGCUGCGGCCUCCUCCUCAAGCUGCUGCUCUCGACGCCCGGGCUGGUGCUCCUGGUCGUCGGCUACUCGGUGCUGGGCGCCCUCAUCUUCCCGCUUCUCGAGGCGCCGCAGGACCUCAGCAAGUCGGCGGCCAUCGCCAAGAGCCGCGAGGACUGCCUGCGGGAGCUCUGGAUCAUUACAGAGAAACUCAACGUGCUGUACGAACGCAACUGGACGAUGCUCGUCCACGAGCAGCUGCGCCGCUUCGAGGGAUCCAUCGUGGCGGCCACGCGCCAAGGAUCCGCUGGCUCCCCCGCCGGAGCAGGUGAGGGGAGGGGGAGGGCAGGACUCUUCCAGGGCGGCAGUGCCAGCGCCCUGGGCCACUUCGGAUACGACGCCGGCGACUCGCAGGGCUGGACGUUCAGCGAGGCGCUGCUCUACUCGGUCACUGUGAUAACGACAAUUGGUCACGGCAGCCUGACCCCGCGCACCGCCGCCGGGAAGCUGGCCACAAUCUUCUACGCCCUUGUGGGCGUUCCCCUGAUGCUGAUGUGCCUCUCCAGCCUGGGAGCCCUGCUCGCUGACGGCCUCCAGUGCACCUACGUGCGGCUCUGCUGCCAGCUGCACAGGCACCGCGACCCCGGGAGGAGGAACCCGGUCCAGAACGCCGCCACUGCGAGGGAGAAGGAGAAGGACAGGGAGAGGGGCUCCAAGCGACGAGUGGCCAGCUGCAAGGGCUGCAAGUACGAUGCGGCCAACAGCGAAACGAGCUUGAACGACUGCCUGGACUUUGGCCAAAGGGAAAAGGGGAAGCUGCCCCCGGACAAAAAGGAGGGAGACGGCUGUCAAUUGCUGCGCAACUUGAAUCAGCAGCAGCACUUUUACCAGCACCAGCACCAGCAGCAGCAGCAGCAGUUGCAGCAGCAUCAGUUGCAGCAGCAGCCGGAUGUCAUGCUGAUGACAACGACAUCGGGCAGCGCCCUGCUGAAAUACACACCGCAGCAGCAACUGCAACUGCAGCAGCAACAGCAAAUGCAGCAGCAAUUAGCGACAGCCACUCUCCCGCGACAACACCACCAACUGCAGCAGCAACACCAGCAACUGCAGCAGCAACACCAGCAACAGCAACUGCAACAGAACUUCGUGGCGGUGCCCAGCAGCAUGCUGCGAAUGCCGCUGACGGUGCCGCCCAACUGCUACGCGCCCGCCACCGCCACGAUUUACUUCCCGUUCGGCCCCGCCCCCUCCGCCCCCGGCAGCCCUGCCCACGCCCACGCCCAUGCGAAUGCCAGUCCGCUGGGGAGCUGCGCCCUGAGUCGCAGCGAACAGCCGCUGGUGAAGUACCACACGAUCCACUUGCAGCCCGCCUCGGGGAAGCACCGCGUGCUGGCCUCUGGACUCCAGGAGGCAGCUGGCCCGGGAGGCGUCCGGGAGGGAUCCGAGGCAGCCGCGUCCGCGCUGGAGGCCAUCACGCUGCCCCCGCCGCCGGCCUACCAAACAGCCAGUGUGCACGCUGUGCGGCGAGCCAAGUUCGUGACCAAGCCGCUGCCACACGAGAUCAGCGCCCUGAUGGACUGCGGCGCGGGAUCCCCGGACUUAUCCGGCAGGCGUGAUUUAUUGCCGCCGGCCCACUCGGCCGCCACCAGCAGCCCUCAGCUGUCGUCGGGAAUCAAAGGAGCCACAGGGACAGAAACAACAUCAGCAGUAGCAGCAGGAGGAGCAACAGGAGGAGCAACAAUGGCUGCCACCAGCAUGGCCGAUAACAGUUUUAUGGCCGCAGGUGUUUGUGGCACACCAGCAGCAGCAGCAACAUCGUCAUCGCCGGCAGUAAAUGCAACAGCAUCCUCGGCGGCGGCAACAUUGUCGGCCCUGCUGAGUGCCACCUCCACGGGCACCGUGGACAUCAUGGAGGACGAGGACGAGCAGGAGCGGGAGCGGUUGAGCAACUGCCCGCACGGAACGCCCUCGCGAGUGCCGCUGAUAGCGAGUCCUGUGCGCGUGCCGCAGGACUCCGCCCGCCCCCUUGGCCGCAGGACCCUCCUGCUGACGAGGCGCUGCCACCGCCACGCCACCGGAACGCUGCUCGAGGGCACGGCCAACAACACGGAGACCUCCGAGGACGAGGAGUUCCUGCAGCACGGCGGCGAGCAGUUCGCGCUGCGCAGGAUGCGCCAUCGCUGCGGAGCGGAGGAGUGUGGCUUCGGAGGCGGGGAGGAUACCGAGGAGGAGGAUAGGAUGAGGGAGGAGGCGGAGGGCCGGCAGGUGCCCAUCAGCCUGGUGCUGCUCAUCCUGGCCUGCUACAUCUGCGUGGGCACCGCGCUCUUCGCCCUCUGGGAGAACUGGUCGCUGGUGGACGGGGCCUACUUCUGCUUCGUGACCCUGUCCACCAUCGGGUACGGGGACUUCGUGCCCGCCCGCAGCUUCAACGGACCGGAGCUGCAGCUGUACGCCUGCUGCGCCUACCUGCUCCUCGGCCUCGUCCUGGUGGCCAUGUCCUUCAGCAUCCUGGAGACGCAGCUCAUGUGGAAGUGCCGCCGCAUCGCGGUGCGGCUGAAGCUGGCCCGCACGGAGGGGUAGUCUCCCUGCGCCUGCGUCUAGCUAGCCAGCACCCAGCAUCCUGCACCCAGAAUCCUGCAUCCCGCAUGGUGCAACAAUCGAAUCUGCAAUCCCACUAUCGAACCUAG